Molecule: messenger RNA, 1209 nt
Organism: Piliocolobus tephrosceles (Ugandan red Colobus)
Lineage: Eukaryota; Metazoa; Chordata; Mammalia; Primates; Cercopithecidae
Gene: ODAPH
Product: odontogenesis associated phosphoprotein
Source: RefSeq, a predicted model, not a curated record
AGAAGCAGCAUAAACCCUGGUUGGGGGCCUAAGAAUGAUCCCCAACUCUCCACUGCAAACCACCAGGGUCAGGAAGCCUCCGGAUAAUGCCCUCUCCCUCUUGUUUCGGUUUUUAAGUAGGUAAGCUGCACAGAGCAAAGCACUGUUGCAUAUUUCUGGACAGCUUAUUUCUCUUGCAGAGGAAGACUCAUAUACACAACUGAAAGGCAUUAACAUGGGAGAAGAUUUGAGGGAUUAGAAGGAUGGUGAAGGCGUGGUUGUCCAAAAUCCCCCUCUGAGGAGAGAUGAUUGAUAUCUGGCUGUCAUUACAAGAAGCUUCUGGUUGACAAAUACUGUCUGGUAUUUCCUUGCUGAUUUCUUACCCUCACACCGCAAGCCCUGAUCACUGUGGUCCACUGUGCAAAUGCAAAUUACCUGAAUCAGGCUGCUGGUGACUCACCAACUCCCCUUUAAAGCAACAUCAGGUUCAACGCAGUGACAGCUCAGCGUAGAAGCCAUGGCUUGCAGACACUGCUUCUCCUACUGGUUACUGGUCUGCUGGUUGGUGGUAACUGUGGCAGAAGCACUGUCCACUUUCUAUCUCCAGCAGCAUAGUAAUUUGCACAUGGACAAGAAGAGGUAUUUACCCCUCCUGGAGACUCACAAAAUAACGCAAACCCUACCGACUGCCAGAUCUUUACACUCACCCCUCCACCCGCCACGAGGAGUCCGGUCACAAGGGUCCAGCCCAUCACAAAGACACCUAGGUGUCCCUUCCAUUUUUUUCCACGAAGGCCCAGAAUCCAUUUUAGGUUUCCAAACAGACCUUUCCUGCCUUCAAGGUGUAACCACCGUUUUCCGUUCCAGCCAUUUUAUUGGCCACACCGUCGCCUUACUCCUUAUAGAUAUUUCCCCAGAAGAAGACUCCAGAGAGGAAGCUCAUCUGAGGAAAGCUGAGAGGGAAGAGAAACCCAAACAUACUGAAGCAAAAAAAGCAAUCCUUCAGAAAAAGCAACAAAAAGAUUUCUGUUUUAUCUGUCCAAACUAACUAUUGGAUAUGAAGAUUAAAUACCCUAAACACCACUGACUAGAAACUGUUCUCUUUGUCAGCAGUGAAGAUAUUGGAUCACAGGUUAUUGAUGUUUGCAAAAUUGGGCAAUAACCACGUUAUUUUUAUCCUCAACUUCUUACGGUCACAGGAUAUUUAUGCAAAUAAAAUCUUAAAAUGGG